GUCCACACGUGUGUCGUGAUGUGAUGUGAACUUGGUCAGUUUUCGUUAUUCUACUAAAACUCUUAAUAUCUUAAACAUUUUGUGUAGAUUUCCUUCACAACCUUUAGAAAUGGCUGACAUUGUACAACAACGAUUAGAGGACAAAAUACCAGCGCUUGAACAGCUGGAGAGAGUCGGUUUGUUCACGAAUAAAGAAGUCAAGUCCAUGUUGAAAAGAUCUACUGCUCUUGAAUACAAGCUGCACCGGGCAGUUCAGAGUAAAGAUGACUUUAUUACAUACAUACAGUAUGACAUAAACGUCCUAGAACUCAUCAAGAAGAGGCGGGCGAGAAUUGGUUACCAUUUUAAACGCGAAGAAAUUGAGUAUCCCAUCAUUCAUCGCAUAAACAAUGUUUUCAGAAGGGCUACCACAAAAUGGCAGGAAGACGUGCAGCUCUGGCUUUCUCAGGUUGCUUUUAAUAAGAAAUGGGGCACAAAGACUCAGCUCAGCAAGGUUUUGUCAUCUAUGUUAGCUAUCCAUCCGGACAAACCAGCUCUGUGGAUAAUGGCUGCUAAGUGUGAGAUGGAGGACAGGAACUCUUCAGAGAGUGCUCGACAUCUCUUCCUCCGUGCCCUGCGCUUUCAUCCAGAGAAUAAGAAAGUCUAUCAGGAGUAUUUUCGGAUGGAGCUCAUGCAUGCUGAGAAAUUGAGGAAACAGCAGCAGGAGUUGGAACAAGCUAAAAUAGAUGUGGGGGAAUAUAAAUUUUCUCCGGAAAUCUUGAGUGGAAAACUUGCUGAGGUGGUAUACAGAGAUUCUGCACAAAAAAUUAAAGGGGCUGAAUUCAUCUUGUCCCUGCUACAGAUCGCUGCCAUCUUUGACUUCACAAAGGAGCUACAUGAGACCAUCCUGCAAGAUCUACAGAGUAAGUAUAACGAUGACUGCCUGAUGUGGGAUUUCAUGGCUAAGCGUGAGCUGGAUGCUGCCAGUGCCCCGGAGCUCCUGUCUGCGAAAGGAAGAGCUUCUGAUACAGACCGCAGAGAAGAUCGCUGCUGUGCCGUUUAUGAGGCGGCUCUGAAGAGCCUUAAUACAGAGGCCAUGUGGACAUGCUAUGUCAAGUUCUGUCUUGAGAGAUAUAAGAGGAAGACAAAUGUCACUGAACUCAAGGAAAAGAGAAAGGAGCGAUUACUCCAAGUCUUACAGAGUGCUCAUGAUGCCAAGCUUUUGCAAGAGACUUACUACAAGAACUGGCUACAGGUCCUGCUGUCAUCAGGGGAUACAGUAUCUGCUACCCAGAUCGCCAUCACAGCCACUCAGCGCUUCAGCCAAUCAGUAGAGAUGUGGAGCUUCAGCCUCCAGACAUUGGUCCAUCUGGAGAGCGCAGAGGCGGGACAUCUAUUCCAGGAAGCCCUGAAACGCGUGAAUCCCAAGGAAAGUCUGGCAUUAUGGCAGCUGCAAGCAGAUUGGAGCAUGACCUUACAGACACCAGAGGAAACUGAGAGCUUUUUUCAGAAAGGCCUACUGUCCCCAGUACCUGCAGUGUCAGCUGCCAUGAAGGAAAAAUACCUUGAUUGGUCAUACAAAACUGGUAGUUACAAAAGGGCUAGAAAAACUUUCACAAGCUUACAUGAACACAGACCCUUUACUAAGGCAUUCUUCCUGAUGAUGAUUCAGAUCGAGAAAGAGCAGGUGACACCAAAGAUGAGUAAUCUGAGAGAUUACUAUGAGCGAGCACUUCGUGAGUUCGGCUCCUCAGAUGAAGAUCUGUGGAUGGACUACAUCAAGGAAGAGUUAGCUAGGCACGGAAACCCAGAGAACUGUGGGAAGCUCCACUGGAGGGCUGUUAAAACCUUGGAGGGUGAAAGUGUUGAGCGUUUUACCACCAAGUACACACUGCUGCAGACCGGGAACAUUUAAAACCAGCAUGAAUCUUUAACGUGUCUGUGUUGAUCAUAUCUGGAGCACACAUUGACUGAUAGCCUCAGGAGUUUACCUUUGAAAAGCCUAAUUGUUGAAAACAUUGAAGUUCCAUUUAUCUUUUUGAUAUUUUUUUAAACAUGCUGGCAUUUGAUCUUUCCAUGUUGUUCCAGAAAUAAACAUUUUAUUAUGACA
Messenger RNA from Rhinichthys klamathensis goyatoka, 2089 nucleotides. It is a transcript of the gene utp6, whose product is annotated as UTP6 small subunit processome component. Gene Ontology annotation, molecular function: snoRNA binding; protein binding. The coding region runs from base 110 to 1894 and encodes 594 amino acids. Gene Ontology annotation, biological process: maturation of SSU-rRNA from tricistronic rRNA transcript (SSU-rRNA, 5.8S rRNA, LSU-rRNA). The transcript is spliced from 19 exons. NCBI's taxonomy places the organism in Eukaryota, Metazoa, Chordata, Actinopteri, Cypriniformes, Leuciscidae. The record is from RefSeq and is a predicted model, not a curated record. Gene Ontology annotation, cellular component: Pwp2p-containing subcomplex of 90S preribosome; small-subunit processome.